GCGGCGGCGGCGGCGGCGGUGCCCGGCGGGGAGCGGGCCCAGAGCGGGCCGCCGGACCCAAAUCUGAGGGGGUGGCGUCAGGGAGCUCCCCCGCCGGGGCCUCGGCGGCCUGAUGGAGUAAGUCGGUAGUGAGGGUGUGACGUUGAGUGCUUCAGAUCUGGUCACUAUGGUACGAGAACGAAAAUGCAUAUUGUGCCACAUUGUGUACAGCUCAAAAAAGGAGAUGGACGAACACAUACGGAGCAUGUUGCAUCACAGGGAACUUGAGAACCUGAAGGGCAGGGACAGUAGUCAUGAGUGCCGAGUGUGCGGGGUCACAGAAGUGGGUCUUUCUGCCUAUGCAAAGCACAUUUCUGGCCAGUUGCACAAAGAUAACGUUGAUGCCCAGGAAAGAGAAGAUGAUGGAAAGGGAGAAGAAGAGGAAGAAGAUUAUUUUGACAAGGAACUCAUUCAAUUAAUAAAACAAAGGAAAGAACAAAGUCGACAAGCCGAACCUUCCAAUAGCAGCCAAGAAGUAAAGUCUGAUGACAGGCGACCCCAAAGGAGACGAGAAGACCGAAUCCCUUACCAAGACAGAGAGAACUACAGUCAGCCAGCGCGGCAUCAUCGGGGACCUCCUCAGCGAGACUGGAAAUGGGAGAAAGAUGGCUUUAAUAAUGCUAGGAAAAACAGCUUUCCACAUUCUCUGAGGAAUAGUGGUGGGCCCAGAAGUUGUUCCGGGUGGCACAAGGGUGUUGCAGGUGGCUCCUCAACUUGGUUUCAUAACCACAGUAGCUCUGGAGGUGGCUGGCACUCAAAUAAUGGAAUGGUAGAUUGGAAUCACAAUGGUACAGGAAGGAAUUCCAGUUGGCAUUCGGAAGGAACAGGUGGCUUUUCCAGUUGGCACAUGACCAGCAGUAACGGAGACUGGAAAUCCAGUGUACGUAGUACAAAUAGUUGGAAUUACAGUAGCCCCGGAGACAAGUUUCAACCAGGCAGAAACAGAAACUCUAACUGUCAGAUGGAAGACAAGACUACGCUACGGAACAAGAAAUCUAAGUCGAAGAAAUACAACCAAGACAGAUAUAAAUGGCAGCGAAAAGAUAAGGACAAAGUUGGUGCAGUUGCCACCUACAGAGGUCCUUCUGAAGGAUUUACAAGUGAUAAAUUCCCUUCACAAGACUUUCUUGACUUCAACUUUGAGCAGCUGGAAAGCCAAACCACUAAACAAACCGACAGCAUGGCUUCCAAAGUCGGUGGGAAGAAUGGCAGUGCGGCAAGAGACAAGCUCCACCGCUGGACUCCUUACCCUUCCCAGAAGACUCUGGAUUUACAGUCAGGAAUGAAAGAAGUCGUUGGUACCAAGUCAGAAGUGAAAGAUAAGUCUCUCUUUGAUUUUUCCUUAAUAACCCUAGGAAUGCAAGAGCCCCAGAUGGAUGCGACAAAUAAUUGCCCAGUGCUGAAAACACAGAAAGAAACACAUACUGGAUCUCUGAAUCACAAAGCCACUUCUGACUGCACUACUUCCUAUGAGGCGGUGAGAGAAUGCCCUGUUACAGAAAAACCUGAACAAGGGCAUACCUUAAAUAAGAUGCCAUCCUUAAAAUCCCCACUUCUUCCAAUUCCAGUCACUAAAACAAUUCCUCAAAAGCAAGAUUCAAAAAAUCCCUCAAAAAACACCAAAGUAAGUUCUUUUUUUUCUGGAGAACUCUCAAAUCCCUUGAACAAACCCACUGUGGAAGACCAUCAUGGUUCUUCUUACAUGUCCAAAUUGCAAAGUUCGUGUCCUCGUGUUUUAAAAGGGAAUAAAAAUAAUUCAUUGGGUACUCAGAGGGAACCUGAUGAAAAUUUAAGGGACACAUUACAAAAAGCCAAGGAGAUGCUACAGUGUCAUGAGUCAUUGCAAAACCCAAUUCUUAGCACUUCUAAAAGGAUCUGGAACUAUGCAAAAGCAAGUAGGAAUGUAGAAGAGUCUGAAAAAGGAACUUUGAAGAUUGAGUUUCAAGCACACUCAUUAGAAGAUGAAAGUGAUGAAGAGAUAUCUGACACAGAAAAGUGUAGAACAAAAAUUGGAACCCUGGGUUCUGCAACUACAGGAGUUUUAUCCUGUAGCACUCACAAUGCUGAUGAGAAAGAGGGAGAUGACCAAAACCUGAAAACACCUAGAAAACUAUCCACUUCCCCAUGUAACUCAACAGUUCACCAGGAAGAACCUGAGUUGCAAAUGUCAUCUGUAGCCAGUCCACACACUGGCUUACUGCUAGACCUGAAAACCUCUCUAGAAGAUGUACAGGUUGAUGACCCUGUUAAAUCUCACGUGUCUUAUGAAACAGAAGGCUUUGAGAGUCCUAGCUUGGACUCAGAGCUUCAAAAAAGUGAUAUAACACAGCCCUCAGGCCUUCUCCUGCCUGAACUAAGCAAGCUCGGCUUUCCUGCCUCUCUCCAAAGAGAUCUCACCCGCCACAUUAGUUUGAAGAGCAAAACUGGAGCACACCUCCCUGAGCCAAACCUCAACAGUGCUCGCCGCAUUCGCAAUAUUAGUGGUCAUCGAAAGAAUGAGGCAGAGAAGGAAUCAGGGCUCAAGCCAACCCUUCGGCAGAUUCUAAAUGCGUCUAGGAGAAAUGUCAACUGGGAACAGGUCAUUCAUCAAGUAACCAAGAAAAAGCAAGAGCUAGGCAAAGGCUUGCCCAGGUUUGGCAUAGAAAUGGUGCCUCUCGUUCAGAAUGAACAAGAAGUCUCGGAUUUGGAUGAGGACCCCGAUCUGUCCAGUCUAGAAGGAUUCCAGUGGGAAGGUAUUUCCAUUUCUUCCUCCCCUGGGUUGCCAAGGAAGCGAAGCCUGUCUGAGAGCAGCGUGAUCAUGGACAGAACUCCUUCUGUGUAUAGCUUCUUCAGCGAGGAAGGCACAGGCAAAGAAAAUGAGCCCCAGCAGAUUUUUGCACCUAGUAACUCACUGAGGGCCACACAGAGUCAGAAAACCACCUUGAGCCUUAAGCAGGAAGUGACACCUCUGGCUGCCUCCCUGGGAACAGGUGAAAGGGCUGAAAAUGUUUCUACUCGAAGGCGACACAGUGCACAGUUAUCCUCUGACUGUACAAUACCUCUGAUGCACUUGGCCAAAGACCUGAAUAGCCAGGAGAGCUCUGCACAACCUUCAGAGAAUCAGAAUGCCCAGGAGAGUAAUGGAGAAGGAAACUCUUUAUCAUCCAAUGCAUGCUCAGCCCUUGCAAUCUCCAGCUUGGCAGAUGCAGCCACAGAUAGUAGCUGUACCUCUGGUGCUGAACAAAAUGACGGCCAGAGCAUUAGGAAGAAACGAAGAGCCACCGGAGAUGGAUCUUCUCCUGAACUCCCAAGUCUUGAGAGAAAAAAUAAAAGAAGGAAAAUUAAAGGAAAGAAAGAGCGUUCUCAGGUUGACCAGCUGCUGAGUAUUUCUUUAAGGGAGGAGGAACUAAGCAAAUCACUGCAUUGCAUGGAUAACAGCCUUCUGCAAGCCCGUGCAGCUCUUCAGACAGCUUAUGUGGAAGUUCAGAGGCUACUUAUGCUCAAGCAGCAGAUAACUAUGGAGAUGAGUGCACUGAGGACCCAUAGAAUACAGAUUCUACAGGGAUUACAAGAAACAUAUGAGCCUUCUGAGCGCGCAUACCAGGCUCCCUAUAGUAGCCUUGCACGAGAACCAAGGAGCAGUAGAUCUCAAACAUCAGCCGAUGCCACACUGCAGCCUACUCCCUUUCUCCCAGUUUUCCUGGAGCCUCCAUCUUCUCAUGUGUCUCCCUCAUCCACCGGAGCCCCUCUGCAAGUAACCACAUCUCCUGCUUUCCAAGCCCAUGGCAGUGUUCCUGCUCCAGACUCAUCGGUUCAGAUUAAACAAGAACCCAUGUCUCCUGAACAAGACGAGAAUGUGAAUGCUGUGUCGCAAGGCUCCCCUUGCAGUGAGUCCAAGGAAUUACUGCAAGCUAAUAGAGAGAUCAGUGACUAUUGCCCAGUUUAUCCAGGCAUCACUACGACAUUGUCCUUAUCGGAGCUAACAGGAAGUUUCCAUGAGCCUAUCCAAGAACUGAAGUUUCCUGUGGAGCAAGGAAAUACCAGAAACAAAGAAAACACUUCCUCUUGCCAAUCAGUUGGUCUUCCUGCCAUAAAUAAAGAAAGUGAAGAGCCAAACAAAGGCAAUAGUGGGUCUGAAGCCUGUACCAGCUCUUUUCCAAGAUUGUCUUUUGCUUCAGAAACCCCUUUAGAGAAGGAGCCUCACUCUCCAGCUGACCAGCCUGAACAACAAGCAGAGUCCACUCUAACAUCAGCUGAAACGAAGGGAAACAAGAAAAAGAAAAAACUGAGGAAGAAGAAAACUCUGCGGGCUGCCCAUGUCCCUGAGAACAGUGACACUGAGCAGGAUGUAUUUACUGCUAAACCUGUGAGGAAAGUAAAAACUGGAAAGUCCACUAAAGGAGGGAAAGUUACAACCUCUACCUGGGAAGAUAGCAGAACUGGUCCAGAACAAGAAAGUGUCAGAGAUGAGCCAGAUAGUGACUCCUCUCUGGAAGUCCUUGAAAUUCCUAAUCCUCAGUUAGAAGUAGUAGCCAUUGAGUCUUCUGAAUCUGGAGAAGAGAAACCAGACAGCCCAUCCAAGAAAGAUAUUUGGAACUGCACAGAGCAAAACACAUUAGAAACUUCCCGUUCUGGUUGUGAUGAAGUUACCUCUACUAGUGAGAUUGGCACUCGCUAUAAAGAUGGUAUCCCUGUAAGGUAA
This is a messenger RNA of Hipposideros armiger (great roundleaf bat), 4720 nucleotides long. RefSeq names its product zinc finger protein 106-like. Gene Ontology annotation, biological process: insulin receptor signaling pathway. Lineage: Eukaryota; Metazoa; Chordata; Mammalia; Chiroptera; Hipposideridae. The coding region runs from base 167 to 4720 and encodes 1517 amino acids. The transcript has 11 exons. The record is from RefSeq and is a predicted model, not a curated record. Gene Ontology annotation, molecular function: SH3 domain binding; RNA binding. Gene Ontology annotation, cellular component: cytosol; membrane.